AGAGGAGGGGUCGGGGACCCGCUGAGACCCCGCUGUCCCCACAGUCUGCACCGGCACCGACAUGAAGCUGCUGCGUCCCUCCAGCCCCGAGAGCCACUACGAGACCCUGCGGCACCUCUACCAGGGCUGCCAGGUGGUCCAGGGCAACCUGGAACUCACCUACCUGCCCGCUGACGCCGACACCGCCUUCCUCAAGGACAUCAAGGAGGUGCAGGGGUACGUGCUGAUCGCGGAAAACCAAGUGAGCGGGCUGGAGCUGCAGAGCCUGCGCAUCAUCCGCGGCACGCAGCUCUUCCAGGAGCGCUUCGCCCUGGCCGUGGUGGGCAACGCCGGCCCCGCCGGGGCACCGGGGCUGCGCCAGCUCGGCAUGAGGCACCUCACAGAGAUCCUGAAGGGAGGGGUGCGCAUCGAGAGGAACCCUGAGCUCUGCUUCCAGGAGACAAUCCUCUGGAGCGACAUCUUGCACCGGCACAACGAGUUCCGUGCCGAGAUCCAGGUGGACACCACCCGCACCCGCAGCUGUCCCGACUGCCGGGCGCUCUGUGCUGAGGGGCACUGCUGGGGCGAGGACAAACGGGACUGCCAGACACUGACCAACAGCAUCUGCCACGGCUGCCCACGCUGCAAGGGCACGAAGCCCACGGACUGCUGCCACGAGCAGUGCGCCGCCGGCUGCACCGGCCCCAAGCACUCCGACUGCCUGGCGUGCCUGAACUUCAACCGGAGUGGGAUCUGUGAGCUGCACUGCCCCCCGCUCGUCGUCUACAACUCGGACACUUUUGAGUCGAUGCCCAACCCUGACGGGCGCUACACGUUUGGUGCCAGCUGUGUCAGCCAGUGUCCCUACAACUACCUGGCCACGGAGGUGGGGUCCUGCACCCUCGUGUGCCCCCAGAACAGCCAGGAGGUCACAGUCAACAAUGUCCAGAAGUGUGAGAAGUGCAGCAAACCCUGCCCAGAGGUGUGUUACGGGCUGGGAGUGGAUUUCCUGAAGGGCGUCCGUGCUGUGAACGCCUCCAACAUCCAGCACUUCUCCGGCUGCACCAAGAUUUUUGGGAGCCUGGCCUUCCUGCCCGAGACCUUUGCUGGGUGAGUGCCUGAUUCCCCCCACCGAGCCCCC
Messenger RNA from Cyanistes caeruleus (blue tit), 1120 nucleotides. The record is from RefSeq and is a predicted model, not a curated record. NCBI's taxonomy places the organism in Eukaryota, Metazoa, Chordata, Aves, Passeriformes, Paridae.